AUGAAAAAGCCUUUCUUCGUGGCCCUCGGCCUCUUCGCGCUGCUGCCUGUCUGGCUCGCUGCAGCAGCAGCAGCAGCAGCAGCAGCAGAAGAGAGCAAAGAAGACGACUCUGCUGUUCUCGUCCUCACCAACUCCAACUUCGACGAAACUCUCAAGCAAAACGAAGUUGUGCUUGUCAAGUUCUACGCCCCCUGGUGCGGCCACUGCAAACGCAUGGCCCCGGAAUACGCAAAAGCUGCGCAGCUUUUGCAGCAGAAAGGCAGCAAAGUCGUUUUGGCAAAAGUCGACGCCACUGCGGAGACGGACUUGGCCAAUAAACACGACAUCAGCGAGUUCCCCACCGUCACUCUCUUCCGCAACCAGAAGCCCGAGCAGUACACUGGGGGCCGCACUGCGGAGGCAAUAGUGGAGUGGGUGGAGACGAUGACGGGCCCGGCAGUGACGGAAGUGAGCAGCAGAGAGGAGGCCGCGGCGCGGGUGAGCCGCGAGGCGCCCGUGGCGUUCGUGGCGGAACUGAGCGCAGCAGACUCGGAAGUGGCGAAGACGUUUUGGGCAGCGGCAGAGGCGGGCCGGCAGCUGGGGAAGUUCUACUGCACGUACGGCGCGGCGCCGGGCGCAGAGCGCGUCUCGGCCGUGCGCUUCGAAGAGGGCUGGGUCCCCUUCGAAGGCGAGGCGGAGCCCGCGGCGCUGCGGGCCUUCCUGGAGACGGAGUCCUUCCCGCUGCUGGGCCCGAUCAACGGCGAGAACUUCCGCAAGUACGUGGAGCGCGACGCGGCGCUGGUCUGGUUCUGCGGCGCCGCUCCCGACUUCGACCAGUUCAAAGACAGCCUCCGCGCCGCCGCGAAGGCCGUCCGCAGCGACUUCCACUUCGUCUGGCUGGACACGGACAGCUUCCGCGGCCACGCCGAGGCCGCGCUGGGCCUCGCGCAGUUCCCCGGGCUGGUGGCGCAGACGCGCCGCGGCCGCUUCGUGCUGCCGGCGGCGGCGGCGGCGGCGGCGCUGCGGGACGCGGCGGCGGUCACGCAGUUCCUCGCGGACGUGGCCGCGGGGAAGGUGGAGCGCGCGCUCAAGUCCGAGCCCGUGCCCGAGAGCAACGCGGAGCCCGUGAAGGUGGUCGUGGGCAAGACCUUCGAGCAGCUGGUGCUGCAGGACGCGCGGGACGUGUUUCUCGAGGUCUACGCGCCCUGGUGCGGCUACUGCAAGAGCUUCGAGCCUGUCUACCGCGAGUUCGCGGAGCGCCACCGCGCCAACCCGCGGCUCCUCGUCGCCAAGAUGGACGGCACUGCCAACGAGGCGCCGCUCGAGGCUUUCGAGUGGAACAGCUUCCCCACCAUUUUCUUCGUCCGCGCCGGCGCCAAGAGCCCCCUCCGCUACGAGGGCGCCCGCACUGUCGACGGCCUCUCCGAGUUCCUCCAGAAGCACGCCUCCGCGCCCCGCCCCGACAAGGGCGAGGAGCUCUGA
Eimeria tenella is the source of this 1461-nucleotide messenger RNA. Its product is annotated as protein disulfide isomerase, putative. Gene Ontology annotation, cellular component: endoplasmic reticulum. Bases 1 to 1461 code for a protein of 486 amino acids. Gene Ontology annotation, biological process: response to endoplasmic reticulum stress; protein folding. The record is from RefSeq and is a predicted model, not a curated record. The transcript is spliced from 3 exons. Lineage: Eukaryota; Apicomplexa; Conoidasida; Eucoccidiorida; Eimeriidae. Gene Ontology annotation, molecular function: protein disulfide isomerase activity.